GCAAGGGACAUGACAAUGAGAUAGGAGGAAGAGAGACUCCACCAUACUGUUGUUUCUAUGACUUGUUCAAAUUAAUCAUAUCAAAUCAAAUUGACAAAGAAACACAAAAAACGCACACUAACCGCGUAGUAAAAAAAGUAGAUGAUAGACAGCAACUAGAAGAAGAAGAAGGAGGAGAAGAAGAAGAAGAAUAGAAGAACAUCAUUCAUUCAUUCUCAGCCAGCUCACACAAAAUAGAUCUGAUAGAGAAAGAAAAUGUCACGAGGUAGAUCUGAUUCUGGUAUAUGGUUAAGAUGGUGUUUGGUUUUAUUUGCAAUGGUAUCAGCUUUAGGAGUUUGUGGUCCUGCUCUUUACUGGAGAUUCAAGAAGGGCAUCAGUCUUCGUACUAAUUCUCACUCCAAACUAUCCUGCCCUCCUUGCAUCUGUGACUGCCCUCCUCCUUUGUCCCUCUUCCAAGUCGCUCCUGGGCUGGCCAAUCUCUCUGUCUCAGAUUGUGGAGGUAACAAUCCGGAACUAAGGGAGGAAAUGGAAAAGCAGUUUGUGGACCUACUAACGGAGGAACUAAAGUUACAAGAGUCAGUUUCUGAAGCGCACACGCGGCACAUGAACAUAACUUUGGCCGAAGCAAAAAGAGUGGGAUCUCAAUACCAGAGAGAAGCAGACAAAUGUGUAGCUGCAACUGAAACAUGCGAGCAGGCAAGAGAACAAGCUGAAGCCAAGCUCACCAAAGAACGAAAGAUUACUUUAGUUUGGGAGAAACGGGCACGUCAAAUGGGUUGGGAAGGAGAAUAACUGCAUCAUGUUUAUUAUUCAUAGAUUAAUUCUUUAUGGUUAUAAUCAUCAUUAUAUAUAUAAGCAUGGUUCAAAAUGCUUGAGUUGUCAAAUGAUUCUCCUCCUAAUACUACUAUGUUUGUUUGUGACUGCAUAUGUGCUAGUAUCAACAAAUUUUACCCCACACCUAUGAUACUAUCCAUGGAAGCUAAAAAACUCAUCAAACAUGAUCAGGAACUUCAUUAAUUUAUACACUAUAUUUGGCUGUUUCCAAGUA
This is a messenger RNA of Trifolium pratense (red clover), 1048 nucleotides long. RefSeq lists its product as uncharacterized. Bases 256 to 792 code for a protein of 178 amino acids. NCBI's taxonomy places the organism in Eukaryota, Viridiplantae, Streptophyta, Magnoliopsida, Fabales, Fabaceae. The record is from RefSeq and is a predicted model, not a curated record. The transcript is spliced from 3 exons.